Molecule: messenger RNA, 5563 nt
Organism: Leptidea sinapis
Lineage: Eukaryota; Metazoa; Arthropoda; Insecta; Lepidoptera; Pieridae
Gene: pofut2
Product: GDP-fucose protein O-fucosyltransferase 2
Exons: 1
Coding region: 125-1327 (400 amino acids)
Biological process (GO): protein O-linked glycosylation via fucose
Molecular function (GO): peptide-O-fucosyltransferase activity
Source: RefSeq, a predicted model, not a curated record
CAUAAUAUUGUGUUCUGUGAACGAGAAUAAGUGCUGGAGAUUCGUGUUUACAUAUUUUAUAUUUUGUAAUAAUAUUGAAAAUUGAAAUUAUGUCAGUAUUUUAGAUCAGGAACAUUUAGUGAAUAUGAGAUCAGUGUUUACAAUUAUUAUAUGCGUGUUAUUACAGACUGCUACUCUAAAUUCCGACAUUUAUUGUGAUAGUGAAAAUGAAACAUGUACACGGGAUAUUUCAGGUGAAAAGUUUAUAUUUUACGACGUAAAUCCGCCUGAAGGGUUUAACCUGCGCCGCGACGUGUAUAUGAGGUUCGCCAUUAUGUUAGCUGAAGCUAAAAGAAACGGAAGAAAACGAAAUUGGCACUUAGUUUUACCACCUUGGCACAAUUUGUAUCAUUGGAAAAACGACAAGUCAGAUCCAAUUCCUUGGUCAUCAUUCUUCGACACUGUUUUACUCAAAUCCUAUACAUCAGUUGUAGAACUGCAUGAAGUUUUUUCUAAUAUUCAAGAACUUAAAAUAGACCGAUUAUAUGUCUUACAAAACUAUCCGAAUGCCUUUGAAAAUGGUGAUUUCACCGAAAAGUGGAAAGUUGCAGAUACUUGUAAUAAUUAUGAGCGAUCUUUUUGGGGCUACAAAAAUAUAUCAGUGAAGGAGGAAAUUUGUAUAAAUUUUCAGGGUAAAAUAUCACAGCUCUGGGAUGUGAUUGCCUUACAUCCUGCAGAUAAACAUGUGAUGUUUAGUAAUGGUGAGAUACCAUUACAUGACACAUAUGGAACAAAAACAUAUUGGGAUAGUAGAAGAAGUAUGGUUUUUAAUAAACAACUUAUUGAGAAGUCUGAGCAAUAUAUAUCAAAGUAUUUAAAUUGUCAUACAAAAUUAUGCAGUAAUUACCUUAGUGUGCAUUGGAGACGACAGGAUUUCGCACAAUAUCGCAAGAAUAAAGUUCCUUCAAUAGCUGGUACUGCUAGGCAAAUAGACAAAGCUAUCAAGAACUUUAAUUCAUACAUUUAUAAGGUUUAUGUUGCAACUGAUGCUCCGUUUUCUGUGUUACGUCAGUUAGAAACAGAGCUAACCUAUUAUGGUUACACAGUAUUCUAUUAUCUACCAUCUGACGAUGAUAUUGAAACAUUCAAAGAUGGUGGUCUUGCAAUUAUUGACCAAAUAAUAUGCUCACAUGCUGCAUAUUUCAUUGGGACACAUGAAAGCACUUUUACAUACAGAAUUCAAGAGGAACGAGAAAUACUUGGGUUUUAUAGUACAACAACAUUUAAUAGAUUCUGUCCAGAUAAGGGACAGUGUGAAAAACCGUCUAAAUGGACUAUAGUUCACUAGUAAUACAAACUCAGUAAGUUUGAUAGUUCACCGAAAAUGUCACCAAUAAGUAGGGCUCAUAUUUUAAGGUCACUUCUCCCUUUGAAUCCUUUUGGGCUUUUUAGAACUAUUUUUACUAGAUAUGAAAUGGAUAUCAGGUAUCAGGCUAGGUAAUGUAUGACAGGCUAGAUUGAAAAAAAAAAGAUAUGAAAACUGUAGAAAAUGUUAAGUUUGAGCCAUAUAUCAAUUAAAUUUUUUUUUAACACUAAAAAAUCCAUACCGAUACUGCAAGUUAAAUUAUGAUGUAUUAAGUUACACCAACUUCUCUAGAAAAACAGGACAAAAAAAAUCUAGCUUCUAAAACUAUCUUAUAAUAAUAUAUUUUAGCAAAAUUUGCUUAGUUUGGUUAUUGUACCGCUUUAGUUGAUUUGCAGCAAUUGACUGCAGAUAAAAAUUGAGCUUGUUUGCAAUUGCAUUCUUUUAUUGGAAAGAAUAACUGGUAUUACUUGCUGCAAGCCCAGAAUGUUAUGAAUUUUGUUAAUAGAUUGGCACUAUUUACCGCUACCACUCUACCAAUAUUUGACAGGAUAUCUGGUGUCUUGCCAAAGUUAUCUGUUUCAUCUCAAAUUUAUACUCAGAAUGACAGAAGACUGACUAUUGUACUGCAUAGAGUGGUAGUGGUAUAUGAAUGAACAUACUUCAGCAAUUUCACACACUUAUACAAUCAAUAUAUAUAUUAUGACCUGUAUAGCCAAGUGGUUAGCGAUCCUACCUACUAAGCUAGAGGUCCCGGGUUCAAAUCCCGGUAGGUGCAAGCAUUUAUAUGAUGAAUAUGGAUGUUUGUUUCCGAGUCAUGGAUGUUUAAAUGUAUUUAUGUAUGUAUGUUCAUAUGAAUUUAUGUAUGUUUAAGUAAGUUUAUUGUAUUAAAUACAUCCUUGUCUUGUAACCCAUAACACAGGCUAUAUAUUAUGCUUAACUUGGGGCAAGAUAAUUAUUAUUAUUAUUAAUAUGGAUCCAGGUUCAACAUAGUGUACAUUCUACUAUCCUAUAUAAUAUAUAGGACACUUUUUACACAAAUUAUCUUGCCCCAAGUUAAGCAUAAUAUAUAGACUGUGUUAUGGGUUACAAGACAAGGAUAUAUUUAAUACAAUAAACUUACUUAAACAUACAUAAAUUCAUAUGAACAUACAUAAAUACAUUUAAACAUCCAUGACUCGGAAACAAACAUCCAUAUUCAUCAUAUAAAUGCUUGCACCUACCGGGAUUCAAACCCAGGAUCUCUAACUUAGUAGGUAGGAUUGCUAACCACUCGGCUAUACCUCCCUGAAGCUAAUAUUGGUGUAAUAUUUGGGCCAUAUUGUGUGUAUUAUAUGUACAUGCAAGAUUUAAGGAGAAUAAAUAUUAUUAUACAAAUUGAAUUUAUAGAUACUUAAUUAAAUGGAUAAUGAUGGAAUCAAAUAUGCAUCAGAAUGUUACAGAUAUCAAAAAAAAACUUUAAACUGAUAUUAAAAGUAUGUAACUUAAUCAGUAAAAGGACAUCAAAAACUUUUUUUUAAAUGAAAUGAGAUGUAUACAAAUAUUUUAUACUAAACACUCCCAUACAUUCUAGUUUAGCUUAAUUCUAUUAUUCUAUUAAGCCCUUUUUAUUCUGAGUUAGAGUAUGUCUCUUAACUCAGUGUGCCGCUUGGCAAACGCCUCCUCUAGCUCUUUCCAUCGGAGUCUGUCAUGGGUCACUCUUCUCCAGUUCGGGCCUGCUGUGAGUUUGAGUUCAUCCUCCCAUCUUGUUUGAGGUCUCCUCUGGCUCCGUGUGCAACCUCUUGGAUACCAAUCUGUGACAAUUCUGCUCCAUUUCUCCCGGCCAUCCCUCAACAUGUGGCCAGUCCAUCUCCACUUUUGCUGAUCUAUUUUAUUAAGCCUGUCGGUUACUUUAGUUUUUUGUCUCAGGUCUUCAUUUCUAAUUUUGUCUAGUCUAUGUGUUCCCGUCAUACUUCGUUCCACAGAUCUUUGGCAGUACUUAAGCCUGUCUCGGUGCUCAUUAUUGAGUGCCCAUGUCUCAAGUUUAGCUUAAUACUAAUAUUAAAGAAAUUAAACUAACAAUGAAUGUAAACUUUUAAUUGAAUAAUAUUUAUUUCUUAGUAAGUACAACAUUUUGUAUUCAAAGCAGAUGUAUGAAGUGUCAUCCUUCUUAUUUAUUUAUUUAUGCAGUACAAUGAUCUUUCUACUAAUGAAAACUCAUUUUAUGUCAAUGAUUUAAGCCACAUAAAUUCUGUGACUUUCUGCUAGUUGCAAAAAGCAUCCCUUAAGUUUAUGUAACAUUAAAUAUAAUACCGUCACAAAUACAAUUUUUAAACAAAAUUUUAUGAACAAUGUGGGACUUGAACCCAUGACCUCUCACGUUCUGUGCGAGUGCUCUCCCAACUGAGCUAACCGUUCGAGUAACGUAUGUUCAACUCUCAGGUUCAAUCUUAAUUUAGAUUAGUAAGAGCGACAUCACAAGUCAAUUCCUAAUAUGGAAGUAUUGGGGUUGAGCAUGUUAUCAACUGUAAAGUAGAUCUUGAGAAUGAAGCCACAACCUGAGAGUUGAACAAAGCAUACAAGAUUUUAUGACGAUACGUCAAUUGAAUGGUUAACUCAGUAGGGAAAGCACUCGCACGGAACGCGAAAGGUUGUGGGUUCAAGUCCUGCAUCGUUCAUAAAAUUUUGAUUAUAAAUUUUAUUUGUGUAUUAAUCCCAGAAGUGAGUUAUUUAAAAACAUAAAAAAUUGUUUAUAAUACUGUCACUUUCUUUUUCAUUUCACAGUGUCACAACUCACAGUCAAAGAUAUAAUGAAACCAGAAACAUUAAGUAUGAUUUCUGCAACAUAGUGGUGAGCUGCCAUCUGUUGUCACAGAUAAUUAUUAUUUAUAUUUUCCUCUUGUUGAAUGGAGUAUGUAGUUAUCUGUGACUCCUAAUAGUCAUGAUAUAAUAUAUUAUUACUAUUAUUAUACUAAUCAAGAAUAAGAUACAUAAUAGUAAGGAUAUAUUUGUAGGUAUAAUGAAACUCUACAAAUGCCAGAUACUUCUUGCCUGGAGUGCCAUAUUUACAAUAAACAAAUAAUCACUAUCACGCUCAAAAAUUGUCUGAAGCAAAACUCUGCCUACGCGUCUAUUACGCAGAGUUUUCAUUCCUUUGUGUUUCGACCGCGGUUUGAAUACAACGCCACGCAAUGAAAACCUGUCCAAAUAACAGUACAUCAAAAUAUCAACCCAAAAGAAUGGAGCGUCCUAUUUCAGGUAAGUGCCCCCUUUAAAUUAACAAAAUUAUGUAACUAACUUGACAUUUUAAUUAUUUUGCUAAAUAAUUACAUUUCAAAUGCUAAAACAGAAUACAUCUCUAACGAAAUGUGCGAGAGGUGGACGUCCCUUCUAUUGAAUAGUUGUGGCUAAUUACUUUGAAUAUUACUGCGACGAAAUAAGGUGUUAAUUUGAAUGCAUGUUUUAACGUUAUUCGGACAUUAUUGACGACCUUUUAAUAGGCGAUUGUGAGUGUAGUAGUUUAUAGUAUAGCAAGACAUUAGAAAUUUUUGACGACCUAUAUAGCCGAGUGGGUCCCGGGUUCGAAUCCCGGUAGGUGCAAGCAUUUAUUUGAUGAAUGUGGAUGUUCGUUUCCGAGUCAUGCAUGUUUAUAUGUAUUUAUUUAUGUUUAAAUAAGUAUAUUGUAUUAAAUAUAUCGUUGUCUUGCAACCCAUAACACAGGCUAUAUAUGCCUAAUUUGGGGCAAGAUAAUUUGUGUAAAAAUUACAUACUUCAAUGAUUUCAUCCCAUUAUUUUGGGUGCCUUGAGAGCAAUGAGUGUUUGAUAUAGUUGUAAAAGUUGAUAAGCUAUGUACCAAAUUUCUAACCAUUGUCAUAAUUUUAAGAUUUGAUAUUUUACUGGAGAUAAUGUACCUAUGUGCCAUAUUAAAGUUAGUUUUACUUAAUUAUAUGAAUGUUAUACAAAUAAUAAUAAUACUCAUUGUAUAAUUUUCAUUAUUUUUUUGCUACUGCUUUUCGUGACUUGACAUGGGUUGUGUGUUGAACUGUAUUUUUUAAAUUAAAUAUUAUAAUUUUUCAUGAUUAUUUGAGCAAGAACAAAUUUCAAGUUAAAACUAAUUGUGUACACCAACCCUUCACCUAGUCUUUCACCAACACCCAAAAGAAAUUAAAAUAGAAUAAAAACAAACAAAAUAUAAAUAUGUUUAUUUCAUUUACUAUAAAAUAAAGCAUUUUGGUAACUUGA